AUGGCUUCUGGACCAGAAGAUGAUCUCUCCUGCCCCGUCUGUUAUGAUAUCUUUAAGGAUCCUGUUAUGCUGACAUGUGGCCACAGCUUCUGUAAAGUCUGUCUGCAGGGAUGGUGGAGAGCAAAACAAGAACAGGAGUGUCCAAUGUGUAAUGCUGUAUCUGGAAGUAACAACCCACCUCGUAACUUGGCAUUAAAAAACCUUUGUGAGGCCUUCUUAAUGGAGAGAGAUAAGAGAGCUUCAGCAGGGUCUGAGCCUGUCUGCAGUCUGCACUCUGAGAAACUUAAACUCUUCUGUCUGGAUCAUCAUCAGCCAGUGUGUGUUUUUUGUCUGGAAUCAAAAGCACACAAAAAACACAAAUUCAGACCCAUCAAUGAAGCUGCAAAGGAUCACAAAGAGAAGCUCCAGAAAUCCCUGAAGCCCUUACAGGAUAAACUGAAAGUCUUUAAAGAAAUUAAAGGAAAAUGUGAUCGAGCAGCAAAACACAUUAAGGUCCAGGCCAGAGACACAGAGAGUCAGAUUAAGGAGCAGUUUAAGAAGCUUCACCAGUUUCUACAAGAGGAAGAGGAGGCCAUGAUCUCUGCUCUGAGGGAGGAAGAGGAGCAGAAGACAAAGAUGAUGAAGGGGAAGAUUGAGGGUCUGAUCAGAGAUAUAAUAGCUCUUUCAGACACAAUCAAAGUCACAGAGGAGAAACUGAGAGCUGAAGACGUUUCAUUCCUGCAGAACUACAAGGCUACAGUGAAAAUAGUCCAGCACCGCCUCCUGCUGGAUUAUCCAGAGCUGGUCUCAGGAGCUCUGAUAGAUGUGGCCAAACACCUGGGCAACCUGACCUACAACAUCUGGAAUAACAUGAAGGAGGUGGUCUCCUACACUCCUGUGAUUCUGGAUCCAAACACUGCUCAUCCAGAACUGAUCCUGUCUGAAGAUCUGACCAGUGUGAGACAUGGUGAGAGACAGGAGCUUCCUAAAAACCCAGAAAGGUUUGAUUCCCAUAUGUUUGUCUUGGGCUCUCGGGGCUUUAACUCAGGGAGUCACAUAUGGGAUGUUGAAGUUGGAAACAGUACAGCUUGGUUCAUUGGUGUGGCAGCAGAGUCUGUCCGAAGAAAGGCACCCAUACAAGAUAUAAAAGAGUGCAUCAUGUCUGGAUUAUGGGCAGUACUGCUCAGUAAAGGUAAAUAUGGAGCAUUUUCCCCACUGCAUCCCUCCACUGAUCUCUCAGUGAAGAAGAAGCUGCAGAGGAUCAGAGUCCAUCUGGACUACAACAAAGGAAAACUGUCAUUCUCUGAUCCUGAUACUAACACACACAUACACACUUUCACACACACCUUCACUGAGAGACUGUUUCCAUUCAUUACUGCUUUGGAUGAACUCUCACUGAAGAUAUUACCCAUGACUGUGGGAUAUACUCCUGAUGAGUCGGCGAGUGGUGUCCUGUGGGAUCUGCUCCUGGACCUUGGGGCAUCGGUGAUCUCUUAG
Messenger RNA from Scomber japonicus (chub mackerel), 1476 nucleotides. Its product is annotated as zinc-binding protein A33-like. The record is from RefSeq and is a predicted model, not a curated record. Gene Ontology annotation, molecular function: protein binding; zinc ion binding. Lineage: Eukaryota; Metazoa; Chordata; Actinopteri; Scombriformes; Scombridae. The transcript has 2 exons. The coding region runs from base 1 to 1476 and encodes 491 amino acids.